GCAUAUAAAUACCCACCACCUCCAUUCUCUCUCUCCUCAUCUCGAUCAAAUCCCAAAUUUCUGAAACCCUAAUUCGUCUCCGAAGAAAUGGCUCGUACGAAGCAGACUGCUCGCAAAUCCACCGGCGGCAAAGCUCCGAGGAAGCAACUGGCCACCAAGGCUGCUCGGAAGUCAGCUCCGACCACCGGUGGAGUCAAGAAGCCCCAUCGCUACCGCCCCGGAACCGUCGCCCUCCGUGAAAUCCGAAAGUACCAGAAGAGCACUGAGCUUUUGAUCCGCAAGCUACCUUUCCAGCGCCUCGUUCGUGAAAUCGCCCAGGAUUUCAAGACGGACCUCAGGUUUCAGAGCCAUGCUGUUCUUGCUCUUCAGGAAGCUGCUGAGGCUUACUUGGUGGGUCUGUUCGAGGACACCAACCUGUGCGCGAUUCAUGCCAAGAGGGUCACCAUCAUGCCCAAGGACAUUCAACUAGCUCGGAGGAUUCGGGGCGAACGUGCUUAAGAUGUUAGUCUAAAUUUCUUAGGUGUGAUUUACGCAAAGCAAAUUUUAUGUGUUUCUGUAGAAAAAUAUGGGUAUAUGAACUUUUAGGAUUGCCAGUAAUUGCGCUUUUGUUUUCGUAGGGUGUUCAUCUUUUGUUGCAUAUCAAAUUGUUGAUGGAAGUCUGUUUAAAUUUGAUUUCUCGGGCUCUAUCUUGCAGAUUUGCUUAAGAAUUUAUUUCGUAUGUAUCAAGACUGAUUCACAGUCGGUGAACCUUUGGUUUACACAAUCUGUGACCUGUUCUUCGAC
Molecule: messenger RNA, 783 nt
Organism: Rosa chinensis
Lineage: Eukaryota; Viridiplantae; Streptophyta; Magnoliopsida; Rosales; Rosaceae
Product: histone H3.3
Exons: 1
Coding region: 88-498 (136 amino acids)
Cellular component (GO): nucleosome
Molecular function (GO): DNA binding; protein heterodimerization activity; structural constituent of chromatin
Source: RefSeq, a predicted model, not a curated record